This is a messenger RNA of Camponotus floridanus (Florida carpenter ant), 2333 nucleotides long. It is a transcript of the gene mip130, whose product is annotated as protein lin-9 homolog. Gene Ontology annotation, biological process: regulation of cell cycle; regulation of transcription by RNA polymerase II; DNA-templated transcription. NCBI's taxonomy places the organism in Eukaryota, Metazoa, Arthropoda, Insecta, Hymenoptera, Formicidae. Gene Ontology annotation, molecular function: DNA binding. Gene Ontology annotation, cellular component: nucleoplasm; transcription repressor complex. The transcript has 7 exons. The coding region runs from base 451 to 2217 and encodes 588 amino acids. The record is from RefSeq and is a predicted model, not a curated record.
CGUCGAGGACCGGACCCUGCGGAAUCCGCGUUCACGCUUCAUCGAUUUGACAGAUCGCACGCCGGCGCACGUGGCCGCGACGAAUCGUAAUCGCCGUUCGAACGGCGAUCGGGAGCGUGUCGGGUUUAAAAUUUCAAAAAUGUCCAACACACGAUUCAAGCGGGACGACCGUGAUUCUCUAACGUCGACGAUACGUCAUAUCACAUCGAACGGCGAGCCGUCCGCGUUUCACGUCUUGACGAGCCGAUUUACGACGGUCUCGCGAUACAAGCCCGACGAUCCGCUCGAUCGUCGUUCGCGUAGACUGUUUACCAAACACGAGUGUUUGGUUAUGUUACUCUUUACGCCAUACGAAUACUUGAUGAAUCUGCAGAAACAUUACUAUCCAUAAAAAAUGGUGGAUAUCCAGCAGUUGAUGAAAUUAAAACAGAAGUAAUUGAUGAUGAUACGAUGGACAUGGAUGAGCAACAUAUUUCAAAUCAUGGAUCAACAAAUUCUAUGGAUCAACAAAUGGAUACUGAAGAACCUGAACCAAUACCAGAACUUGGACCAGCAGCUCUUGGUCUACAAAGAGUAGGCACUCAACCACCUGCCAAACCGAAUCCUCCGACACAGCCAGUACAAGUGUUAAAUCGCAGAGGAAUGCCUGCAAGAAUUAGGAAAAAAAACAAGUUAUUUUAUGAUGAUGUCUUAAUAAAUCAUCCACAUCAUAGGAUCAAGAAGGAUCCGUUGAAUGCAGAAACAAAACAAUCUCCUAAAAAGAUGUUGCGUCCAUCACCAUUGAAAAAACACACCAAGAUGUUAAAUGAACCAAAGAAAAAUACAAGUACUUCACAACCGUCAACUCCCAUAAGUACUCCUAUCAAGCAAGAAAAGGGACCUGAUAAGUUACAACCUACAUCACCAGAUCGAAAAAUAGGACAAAAAAUUGGUAUGAGACUGAGAAAUUUAUUAAAGCUGCCAAAAGCGCAUAAAUGGGUCUGUUACGAGUGGUUUUACAGCAAUAUUGAUAAAAUUUUAUUCGAGGGUGAUAAUGACUUCAUGAUAUGCCUGAAGGAAUCAUUUCCACAAUUGAAAACUCGCAAACUUACACGGGUAGAAUGGUGCAAGAUUAGAAGAAUGAUGGGCAAACCACGAAGAUGCUCACAAUCAUUCUUUGAGGAGGAGAGACGGGAACUGGAGAGAAAACGGCAGAAAAUACGGAUGUUGCAGCAAAGAAAAACGGCAGACAUAAAUAGUUUCAAGGAUUUGCCACCUGAAAUACCAUUACAAUUAGUAAUUGGUACAAAAGUAACAGCAAGAUUGAGAAAACCUCAAGAUGGCUUGUUCACUGGAAGCAUCGACGCUGUCGAUACUAGCAAUAAUACUUAUAGAAUCACGUUCGAGAGAGCUGGAUUAGGAACACAUAGUGUUCCGGAUUAUGAAGUUUUGUCGAACGAACCACCAGAAACGAUCAGCGUUGCAUCGUUCGCUCAAAAAUUUAGACCGCGGCCUUUACAAUACGUACCUUCACCACCGUACGCAAUGAAGUUAUCCCCGCGAUUAACUAACGAUCCUUUGAUAUCCAAUGCAUCUGUGUCUAUACCGAAGAAGCCGCAUAUUGGGGGUACAAUGAACGGUUACCCAUUGAAGUUACUCGAACUCAUGGUAAAAGUGAAUAAGAUACUCGCAAAUAAAAAGAUGAAAAUUAAGAAAUUGAAAGAAAUGAAUGGGGAAGCUGAAAAGAGACGUUCUUUCGGAGAAUUAUUACCUCCCGAUUUUGAAAGAAGAUAUGCAGGAAUUGUCGUCGAAUUAGAAAGAAUGAAUGGAGCUUUACAAGAUUUUUUGAAUGAUAUUCAAGAAUUGUGUCAAGAAAUGGCGCCCGAACCUAGCGUGGCAGCGAUGUUAGCUCCAUCGCAUCUUCGAGAGAAAUGCAAGCAAGAAGCGGCAGAUAUGGUUGCUAGAAAUAAUAUGAUAAAUGAUAAAGCACCAGGAAAGAUGACUCAAUUGGUAACGGAUUUGACUGCAUUGAUGUUACAAGUAAAGAGCUUAUCAGAUUCCGAUCGAAACGCAUAUGAGCUCAAAGUGUUGCAAGGUACUAUGGAGCAGAUUAGAUCAAAACUCAGUCCACAGAAUCAACAAGUAUUUCAAAAUUGUGUAGAAAUUCAUAUGCAGCAUAUUCAACUAGGUUUAACACAGAUGGGUGCUCUAACACCGUUUAUGUCUCAAAAAACUUGAAAAAAUAAUCGUUUAUACAUAUAUUACAUCAUAUAACAUUCUCAUGAAGCAUAUAAUAGUACAAUUGGCAAACAGUAUAGACAAAUACACGGCACCAUAAUUUUUUAUAAAAAAAU